CUCGCGAGCUUCAGGUCAUCUGGAAGUCCGAGAGCAUCAACCCAAUGACACAGAGCACCGGAUCAAUAUUUUGAAGAAACACCGAUAAAUGGACCAGAAAAGAAAAGAAAAAGAAAAAGAACAUCUGAGAGAGAUUUUUUAACAUGUGAAUGGAGCCGCAUGAUGAGGACACGGUGAAUCAACAGGACGAGGCGUGAGGUGCUGUCAACAAUGUCAGCGGGGUUUAUCGGUUAACUGAAAGAAAAACAACACUUCAUCGAUAAAAUAAAAGAAACCAAUAAGGGUUUAAUGUUAGGGCGAAAAUCUGGGGGGUAGUGAACAAAACCCCCCACGACUCGGACUAUCAGUUUAAAAUUGUAUUCUUUAUUAUAAAUUUUAAAAAAACAAUCACGACCAACACCUUUAACCUGAAAGACCCGAGUAACCGGACCGAACCGGAGGAUAAUAAGCUGGUGCUGGUAAUAGGCUACUGAAUCUCCGUGAUUUGAAUAAAUCACAGACGGUGAAAUCAACAGGAGACCGACUGAACGACGCAGUUUUGUAACGGAAUUUCUAACCUGAGAGUCGGAGAAAAUAUCGGUUUAAUCUCGAGAAGGAAACAGAACCAAAACCAUCUGCGAAAAUGGAGCUCCGCGGCAUGCUGCUCCUCACCGUCCUUCAGUGCUGUUCGGUCGCUCGAUGUGGCUGUGAGCCUCGGCUGGUGAACAUCGGUGCUGUGCUGAGUCAGAAACGCUACGAGCAGGUGUUCAAGGAUGCAGUGAGCCAGGCCAACACUCUGUAUGGGAAAGACAAGUUCAAGAUGAACGCCAUCUCCGUCACACACAAACCUAACGCCAUCCAGAUGGCUCUGUCCGUCUGCGAGGACCUCAUCUCCAACCAGGUUUAUGCGAUCUUGGUCAGUCACCCUCCUCAGUCCAAUGACCACCUGACUCCAACACCUGUGUCCUACACUGCAGGUUUUUACCGGAUCCCUGUGGUCGGUCUGACGACACGCAUGUCAAUCUACUCUGACAAGAGCAUCCAUCUCUCGUUCCUGAGGACUGUGCCUCCGUACUCCCACCAGGCUCACGUCUGGUUUGACCUGAUGAGAGAGUUCAGGUGGAACCACAUCAUCCUGAUUGUCAGCGACGACCACGAGGGCCGAGCUGCUCAGAAGAGACUUGAAACGCUGCUGGAGGAGAGAGAGACCAAGACUAAAAACAGGAACUAUGAAAACAUCGACCAACAGAACUAUGACUUCAGGAGAACACCCAAGGCGGAGAAGGUGCUGCUUUUCAGCCAGGACACCAACCUGACAUCUCUGCUGCUGGAGGCCAAAGACUUGGAGGCUCGAGUCAUUAUCCUCUCUGCUAGCGAGGACGAAGCUGCGGCUGUGUAUAAAGCAGCCCGUCAGCUCAACAUGACUGGCUCUGGUUAUGUCUGGCUGGUCGGAGAGCGAGAGAUGACUGGCAAAGCUCUUAGUGAAGCCCCAGACGGCCUGCUUGGCCUCCAGCUGAUUAACGGUAAAAACGAGUCGGCGCACAUUGCGGACGCUGUUGCGGUGGUGGCUCAGUCCCUGCAGGAGCUUUUCGAGAAAGAGAACAUCACAGAGCCGCCUCGGGGCUGCGUGGGAAACACCAACAUCUGGAGGACUGGACCGCUCUUCAAACGGGUGUUGAUGGCAUCAAAGUACCCUGAUGGUCUGACGGGACGAAUUGAGUUUAACGAUGAUGGCGACCGACGCUUUGCUACCUACAGCAUCUUGAACUACCAACAAAAACCAGGUCGCCUCAUCCAGGUCGGAGUCUUCAACGGAUCACAGGUUGUGAUGAACCCUCAGAGGAAGAUCAUUUGGCCAGGAGGAGAGACAGAGAAACCAGUAGGAUACCAGAUGUCAACUAAACUGAAGAUUGUGACGAUCCAUCAGGAGCCUUUUGUAUAUGUGAAGCCAACGAAGACUGACGGGACGUGUAAAGAGGAAUACACUGUUAAUGGAGUCUUAAUCAAGAAGGUUAUCUGUACUGGACCCAAUGGGACCACCCCAGGUCAGCCCAUUGUCCCUCAGUGUUGCUAUGGUUUCUGCAUCGAUUUGCUCAUCAAACUGGCGAUGAGCAUGAACUUCACCUAUGAGGUUCAUCUGGUGGCUGAUGGAAAAUUUGGCACGCAAGAGCGAGUGAACAACAGCAAUAAGAAAGAGUGGAACGGCAUGAUGGGAGAGCUGCUGGGAGGCCUGGCCGACAUGAUAGUCGCUCCCCUCACCAUCAACAAUGAGCGUGCUCAGUACAUCGAGUUCUCCAAGCCCUUCAAAUACCAGGGGCUCACCAUCCUCGUCAAGAAGGAAAUCCCUCGCAGCACUUUGGAUUCAUUCAUGCAGCCGUUCCAGAGCACACUGUGGCUGUUAGUCGGUCUGUCGGUCCACGUGGUGGCAGUGAUGCUUUACCUAUUAGACCGGUUCAGCCCGUUCGGAAGGUUUAAAGUGAAUAGUGAAGAAGAAGAAGAAGAUGCCCUCACCUUGUCCUCGGCUAUGUGGUUCUCAUGGGGAGUACUCCUGAACUCUGGGAUAGGAGAAGGAGCUCCCCGGAGUUUCUCAGCGAGGAUUCUUGGUAUGGUGUGGGCAGGUUUUGCUAUGAUCAUUGUAGCUUCAUAUACUGCCAACCUGGCAGCCUUCCUUGUGUUGGACCGGCCUGAGGAGCGCAUCACUGGCAUCAAUGACCCCAGGCUUCGGAAUCCGUCAGAUAAAUUCAUCUACGCCACAGUGAAGCAGAGCUCGGUUGAUAUUUACUUCAGACGGCAGGUGGAGCUAAGCACCAUGUACAGGCACAUGGAGAAACACAAUUACGAGAGCGCUGCUGAGGCCAUCCAAGCUGUUAGAGACAAUAAGCUUCAUGCCUUCAUCUGGGACAGCGCUGUGUUGGAGUUCGAGGCAUCGCAGAAGUGCGACCUAGUGACUACGGGAGAGCUUUUCUUUCGUUCCGGUUUUGGGAUUGGAAUGAGAAAAGACAGUCCAUGGAAACAAAACGUUUCUCUUGCUAUUCUCAGCUCCCACGAGAAUGGCUUCAUGGAGGUUGACAAGACAUGGGUACGAUACCAGGAGUGCGACUCCAGGAGCAAUGCCCCUGCCACCCUCACCUUUGAGAACAUGGCAGGUGUGUUCAUGCUGGUAGCUGGUGGCAUCGUCGCGGGGAUAUUCCUCAUCUUCAUCGAGAUUGCUUACAAACGACACAAAGACGCCAGAAGGAAACAGAUGCAGCUUGCCUUCGCUGCAGUGAAUGUCUGGAGGAAGAACUUACAGCCGUACCCGACUGACAUCACCGGCCAGCUCAACUUAUCUGAUCCCUCCGUCAGCACUGUGGUCUGAGAGAGAGAGAGAGAGAGAGAGAGAGAGAGAGAGAG
This is a messenger RNA of Labrus bergylta (ballan wrasse), 3372 nucleotides long. RefSeq names its product glutamate receptor, ionotropic, N-methyl D-aspartate 1b (gene grin1b). Gene Ontology annotation, molecular function: NMDA glutamate receptor activity. Gene Ontology annotation, biological process: chemical synaptic transmission; regulation of membrane potential; ionotropic glutamate receptor signaling pathway. The record is from RefSeq and is a predicted model, not a curated record. Lineage: Eukaryota; Metazoa; Chordata; Actinopteri; Labriformes; Labridae. Gene Ontology annotation, cellular component: plasma membrane; NMDA selective glutamate receptor complex; synapse.